Ostertagia ostertagi is the source of this 345-nucleotide messenger RNA. Lineage: Eukaryota; Metazoa; Nematoda; Chromadorea; Rhabditida; Trichostrongylidae. The record is from the annotation of a GenBank genome assembly.
GACGUUCUUGCUCUCGAUCCAUUUAUUUGGUGUGCUAAGGAGAGAGACCUUUUAUGGGCCAGCGCUAGUCCUAAUACGACCUCAGAUUUCGAACGACAGGCUGCUGGUGCCGACGAGCCUCUUCUCGAUGACAAGGACGAAGAUUUAUUGAAGCGUCGUAUGAUACCGAUAGCGUCGAAUGCCAGAAUUCCGUUGAAGAAGGAGACUGACUACAAUAAACCACUCCUCUUUCGUUCACAGCAGCUGUUCCCCUUCGAGUUGCCUGUUAUUAUCACCAACGUGGACGAUAUCAGUGAUAGUAUGCCGCGCUUGCCUAAAAAAAUCGGCAAAAUGGAGCUCUAUUCG